Molecule: messenger RNA, 325 nt
Organism: Vespa mandarinia (Asian giant hornet)
Lineage: Eukaryota; Metazoa; Arthropoda; Insecta; Hymenoptera; Vespidae
Product: protein bric-a-brac 1
Biological process (GO): regulation of transcription by RNA polymerase II
Cellular component (GO): nucleus
Molecular function (GO): protein binding; DNA binding
Source: RefSeq, a predicted model, not a curated record
UAUACAUGCAGUUGUUUCGCGGAGAGAGAGAAACGUCUCGCCGCAAGUCUCCUCGUAGUAUUUUCGGUGAAUUCCGUGGCCGUAUUAUUCAAUGUGUAUCGCGAUACAAUAGGAUAAAAGCAGGAGAGAAGAAGAAUAAUCGUAUUUUAUUGUUUAAUAAUUCAUUGAAUUUUGUGUCUACUUUUUAUAUGCGCACUUGUUUACUACCUUUUCAACCGAGCUUUUGUUUGUCAUCACCCACAACUUUUCGUUCAAUUUUUUCUUCAAAGUUUUUGGGAGGUUCCUUUGUGCCGCAGGGUCAGACGUAAUAGAAACAGUACGGUAA